Messenger RNA from Atta colombica, 984 nucleotides. It is a transcript of the gene DHRS4, whose product is annotated as dehydrogenase/reductase SDR family member 4. The coding region runs from base 1 to 825 and encodes 274 amino acids. Gene Ontology annotation, molecular function: carbonyl reductase (NADPH) activity. The record is from RefSeq and is a predicted model, not a curated record. The transcript is spliced from 5 exons. NCBI's taxonomy places the organism in Eukaryota, Metazoa, Arthropoda, Insecta, Hymenoptera, Formicidae.
AUGUUGCGUACGACGAUCAAGCAAAGUGUUCGACAAUUCAAUGCUAAUGCAUCAUCCUCGAUAAAAUGUCAUCGACUGGAAGGAAAAAUCGCGAUCGUAACAGCAUCCACAGACGGAAUAGGUCUUUCCAUAGCAAGACGUUUAGCACAGGAAGGCGCCAAGGUAAUGCUCAGUAGCCGUAAGGAAGCAAACGUGAAGAAGGCUGUAGAGGAACUCAAGUCUGAGGGUUUGCAAGUCGCUGGUACAGUCUGCCAUGUAGGAAAGGCAGAACAAAGGAAAAAUCUGUUUGAAAAAACCAAAACUAACUUUGGAGGCUUGGAUAUUUUGGUAUCUAACGCAGGUAUUAAUCCAGCAGUCGGUCCAGCAUUGGACAGUGAUGAAGAAGUAUGGGAUAAGAUUUUUGACAUCAAUGUCAAGUGUACGUACCUACUAAUGAAGGAAUCUUUGCCGCUUCUCAAAUGCAGCAAAUCACCUUCUAUUAUCAUUAUGUCUUCAAUUGCUGGAUAUCAGCCUUAUAAUUUACUGAGCAUAUAUUCAAUUAGCAAAACUGCUUUAUUAGGUCUGAUUAAAGCUACUACAAGUGAACUUGCGGAUAAGGGAAUCCGUAUAAACGGCAUCGCACCAGGAAUGAUAAGAACUAAAAUGUCACAAUUGCUUUACGAAUCAGAAGAAAAUCACGAAUUGGUCAAAAUGAAUAUUAGCAUGAGAAGACUCGGAAUGCCUGAUGAGAUUGCAGGCUUAGCUGCAUUUCUAGCAAGUGAUGAUGCUUCUUAUAUCACUGGCGAAACUAUAAUAGUGUCUGGUGGAACAAACUCAAGACUCUAAAUCAUUUUGUAAUAACAUAUGUGUUUUAUAUUAUUCUUCAAUUUAUUUUUGUGCAAUAACACUGGGAAAUUCUUUUUUAUUAAGGAAUUAUUUUUUUCAGAUUGUGUAUACAUUGGAUUGUCCGAAAAUUUCGUGCCGAUGUUGAAGGAAAAUUGAAAU